AGUACAUCAUCAUGUUCUUUGCAGUGUCGCUGUUCCUGUGCCAGUUCUUCCCCACCUUGGUUGUCACCACGUGGGCGCUGAUGGGGGCUGCAUAUGUCCCCACGUUUGCGCGCACCCCGAGCGUGAAUGGUCGUCGUAUGCUCAAGUCUAUUGUCGGCCACUGGGUUGUUGUUGAGCUCGAAAAGUACUUUCAACUUGCCAUCUACAAGAACUUUGACGCACUCCCAUCCGACUCCCGCUUCAUAAUCGGAUACCAUCCCCACGGCAUUUUCCCGGCCGCGUGUUUGUACAUGACCCGCACGCGCCAGUGGCAGCGCAUGUUCCCGCAUGUGCUCCCUGCCGUCCUGUCGUCAAGCAUCGUGCACUAUGUGCCCUUGUUUCGCGACGUGCUGCAGCUGCUGGGCGGAUACGAGGUGAGCCGAGGUGUGUUCAUUUCGGCGCUGCGCAAGCACGACUCCGUGGUGUUGGUGCCCGGCGGACAAGUGGAGAUGAUUUCCUCUCGCUCGGAUUCAAACAGCAUCACCAUCGACACGUCGCACCGUGGGUUUGUGAAGCUGGCACUGGAGCAGGCCGCAAGGAGCAACAAGCCCAUCUACCUGCUGCCCACGUACGGCUUUAACGAGACGCGCACCCUCGACAAUGUGCGCGCACCGCACGCCAUGCAACGCUUUGUGACCAAAGCCCUCAAGGCAAACGUGAUCUACCUCCCAUAUGGCCAGUUUGGCCUUCCCGGUUACCCGCGCACCGUCCCAGUUUCCGUGGCCAUUGGCGAGCCGGUCAAAGUUCCACCUGUUCACCAUCCAACAAGAACACAAGUCGACCUCGUCUAUCGCAGGUACCUCGAUUCGCUGCAGGCGGCGUUUGAGGCCUUUAAGCGCGAUGCUGGUUGUGAAGAUGACUCCCUCGUGUUCUCACCUCCCGAGCAAACACUCGACGCGGGUUCGUUUGAGGAUGCGUGGGCAGCCGUCAAAGACGACAGCAAUCCAACCCCGAAGAAGCACCACCCGCGACACAACGGCGUUGAAAUGCUCAUCAUGGGAUCCCUCCUCUCCUUCCUGUUCUGGACUAUUGUGUGGACAGCGUACCAUCAAAGACACAACUGAGGGUGUCAGUCAGCGGCAGCACUGAACGAAACAAAUAAAUGCACACAAUCCUGCCACUUUCGUGUCAUUGGCCAUCACACUGCCGCUGUCAUUGCGUUAUGUAUUGUCGAAGAGGAACCAUCAUGGUGUCACAUUGUUACAUUGCAACGAGCCGCUGUUGUACUGAGGCCUGCUCAUCAUCUUUGUUGACAUGCACAAUCUGCAAAAGCACCUGCUUGCUCAUCGUUUGCCCUCCGUUGUUAUUCGUUUGCCAUCGUUUCAGUGCAGCAUCGUAAACAAAACAAAACAAUACAUACACAGGCACCGUCGCUGAAC
Messenger RNA from Salpingoeca rosetta, 1418 nucleotides. RefSeq lists its product as uncharacterized. NCBI's taxonomy places the organism in Eukaryota, Choanoflagellata, Craspedida, Salpingoecidae. The coding region runs from base 12 to 1103 and encodes 363 amino acids. The record is from RefSeq and is a predicted model, not a curated record. The transcript has 6 exons. Gene Ontology annotation, biological process: lipid metabolic process.